Fusarium keratoplasticum is the source of this 321-nucleotide messenger RNA. RefSeq lists its product as uncharacterized. Lineage: Eukaryota; Fungi; Ascomycota; Sordariomycetes; Hypocreales; Nectriaceae. Bases 1 to 321 code for a protein of 106 amino acids. The record is from RefSeq and is a predicted model, not a curated record. The transcript has 2 exons.
AUGGCGUCCAAUACUUCCUCUACGGAUGCUGUGUGCUACUUGAACCUUUCGGAAAAAGCAGCAUCGAACAACUCAUCAACCAACGGCAAUAAUCGCAAUGCCAUCGCCCUUCCGGUAGCCGUCCCAGAAGAUCGCCAGUACAGCCUAAGCCGUUACCUCGCUCCAUCGAACCAGCUUGCCCUAGAUCACCCCGAGUAUCGUCUCCGCGCUCCGAUGGCCUUCAAGCCUCAGGUCAGCAACCGAGAAAGCCGACGACAGAAUAAGAGACGCAUGGAAGCCAUCCUGCGCGCCGUCGAAGCCAAGCUCAAUUCUUCUGGUUGA